Molecule: messenger RNA, 3109 nt
Organism: Oryzias latipes (Japanese medaka)
Lineage: Eukaryota; Metazoa; Chordata; Actinopteri; Beloniformes; Adrianichthyidae
Gene: dcp1a
Product: decapping mRNA 1A
Biological process (GO): positive regulation of catalytic activity; deadenylation-independent decapping of nuclear-transcribed mRNA; deadenylation-dependent decapping of nuclear-transcribed mRNA
Cellular component (GO): P-body
Molecular function (GO): enzyme activator activity; mRNA binding
Source: RefSeq, a predicted model, not a curated record
AAAAAAUUCGUCCGUGUAGGUACAACAGACCGAUCCAAGAUGGAAACUGUAAGUGCGGGACAUAUGAUGAGCUUAGCAGCUCUUCAAAGACAAGACCCCUAUAUAAACAAAUUACUAGAUGUAACUGGUCAAGUUGCACUUUACAACUUUAAUUCUAAAGUAAACGAGUGGGAGAAGACCGACAUCGAAGGCACUCUGUUUGUUUAUGCCAGGUCUGCUUCUCCUUAUCAUGGCUUCACCAUCAUGAACAGAUUAAGUACAGUCAACCUUGUGGAGCCUAUUAACAAAGACCUGGAAUUCCAACUGCAGGAUCCUUUCUUGCUCUACAAGAAUGGCAACUUGGGCAUCUACAGUAUUUGGUUCUAUGACAAGAGGGACUGUCGGCGCAUAGCUCAGCUGAUGCUCAAGAUCGUGAAACAGGAAGCAGACCAUGCUCAGAGAAAGACCCCAGAGAGGACGGAGGCCGCAAGAACCAAUGGGAUCACCGAAACGAAACCUAUUGACAUCCUGGAGCUGCUUAGCAAGGCCAAGGAGGAAUACCAAAGAGCCCAGGCAGGGGAAUCGGAGAUGUCUGUUGACACAAGUGUUAAAGUGGAACAUCCACACAGAGCAGCGUCACCCGAAAAGAGUUCUCAUACAGUGGUGAAGCAGAUCACAGUUGAAGAACUCUUUGGAUCGUCUCUGCCUAAGGAAACCUCUCUCUUCAACAAAGCUGCGCAGGAAUCCACUUCUUCCAGUGACCUCCCUGCUUUUGUGCAGAAACCAGCGUAUCCUGUUUCAGUUCAUCAAAGUCCGCUCCUCACAGGCCACGAUCCCGGGUCACGCCGGCAACAACAAGCCCCUAAUCUAAUCCCUUCUCCUUAUGCAAUGAACCCCGGUCCGGUUUUACAGCAUGUGGUCCCACGGCCCGAUUCUCAAUCCCACUGUUCGGUCCCUCCUCUGAUGAUGCCUUCAGCUGGUUCGGAGCACCUCGCUGCAUCGUCUGGUCUGACCGACCCUGCAACGCCUUCCACAGCCUUUUUGAGAAAGGAAAUACUGGAUUCAAUCAAACCUGUGAUCCCUUCUAUGAAUUCAGACGUCCACAAGCCCAUGCUUGCACCCAACUUCAUCCCAAACACUUUGGUUCCACCCCACAGCUUCCAGGAACACAACAUGGACUUUUUCUCUAAGCCUCCAAACCUCAUUAAGCCCAUGUCUACUCUCCCCAUGAGUCCAGGUCCAGCCGUUCCAGGGUCAGAGAUCUCAGUGCUUCUCUCUCCGAGUGUUUUCCAGCAGAAUGUCAAUAAAAACCCCUCAACAGCAGCGCCAGCGGUCCCUCCUGCGGCCUCUGAGCCGUCUUCAGCAUCUGGAGGAGCUUUAGAUUCUCUCCCAACCGCCUGCAGUAGAACUCAGCUCCAGGAGACUUUGAUUCAUCUCAUCAAGACUGACUCAGACUUCCUCAGUGCCAUCCAUAAUGCAUACCUGCAGAGUUUAUCCAGAGAUUUAGUAAACAUGAAGCUAUAGUCCUCACAGAAAAAAAGCUGAAGAUCACAGGAGACACAAGAAAGGAUUAACAGGGCAUGCUCUACAUCGCUAACACUGAUGUCCCGGACAUGUGGAUCAACGUUUAUUCUUCUACGAUCAGAGAAAAACUUCUUUAUGGAACAGAUGUGGGAACAAGAAGACAGAUUUUUGCUUUUCAGACUUUUCAAAAGAAAAGAAAAUGUCAAACCACUGGCCAGAUGUUGGUACUUUGUGGUUUCAUUUUAUUUUGAAGGACAGGACUACCAUAACAGACGUUUAGUGAGAUCAUCGUUUUCUUCUCGUUUGGACUGUUGAUUGGUUUUUCAGCUAUAAUAACAAGUAAACUCUGCUGUGUCUUCUGUUCAUCACACAGAAUUGUGGAGUUGAAGAUUAUUAGAAGAGUUAUGACAUUUAUCGUUGAUUAAACCAUUUUUAUGUGAUUGUCUAGAAAAGCACUUACAGCUAGAAAUCUCUUAAUUAUGAGAAAGUCCCUAUGAAUGGGUUCAUGUUAUGGUUUUGUAGAGGAGCUUCCUGUUGACCCCUCCUUGUCUUCUUGCAUCUGUUGUCACAUCUCCUUUAUGAAGUUGGGGUGUGAUGUGUGACAAUACCACCACAUGGGGCAAAUGUAUACUACCCUCAGGAUUCUGCAGUUCAAUUAUCAUUUAAAAAAACUCCAAAAAUAUCUGAAUUCUCCCAAACAGCUAUUUUAAAAUUAACCAAAGGUGGAGCAGAGGAGCUUUUGAUUGCUCCAUCCCAAAUAUAUAUAUUUUUUUACCCCCCCCCCCGAAGCCAAAUGAUUGAAAAGAAAAAAUCACCUUUCUUUCAUGUGUCUGUUUACAGUCUUUUUUAUUUUUUUUUUGGUUUUCAUUUUUAUACCUGGAUCAUCAAAUAUUUGGUUGGUGAACUUGACUUGUGUAUGUGCGGUAAAAAUAUAACACAGCACCAAAAAACAAUGAAAACUGACCUAAUGCUUAUUCAAAACAGCUUCCAAUAUCGUCAAAAAUAUAGACCGGUGAUGCCAGUAAAGAGGACAAAUCUUACAUCAGUGGUCAUAAAUGGAAAGAAUAAACAAGAUUUAAUGGACAAUAAAGAAUUUUAGAAAAAAAAUUAAGUUAAAGGUGUAACAACUGAAAGAAAUCUCGAUUUUCAUCUAAUUUAUUUAGUAUAAAAACCUAAACUUUAAGCAUUAGUUCAGAAAUAAAGCAAUGUAUUUUGUCUUUUUGGUCUAAAAAGUACACUGACAUUUCAUAAUGAUGGCAUUAAUAGCUUUAGGUCAGCUAUUUGGAUGUAUGUGUUUGCUCUGAGUUUAAAAAUUAACAUCCAUUUGUUUAAAAAAAAACUUUUUCUGUUAUUUUGAAAUCAAUACAUGAUGUAUUGAUCUCAUUGGAGUAUGAUACAUUUACAUUAAAAGCAUAAUUUGCUCUCAUUUUUUGUUAAAUAAAAAUUGAAUAAAUGUAUUUUUAAUCCUGAUUUCAUAUGUUUUACAGUUUAGCUUUAAAAUAACUAAUGUGGGUUUGUGCUAAAUUAUUGAAAGACAUGUUUUGGUUUUACUCAAUUGUUUGGCUUUUUGUGGUGUUAAAUUAUAUAAAUGUAAAAUUUUCCCAAU